Molecule: messenger RNA, 1377 nt
Organism: Miniopterus natalensis
Lineage: Eukaryota; Metazoa; Chordata; Mammalia; Chiroptera; Miniopteridae
Gene: CHI3L1
Product: chitinase 3 like 1
Biological process (GO): chitin catabolic process; carbohydrate metabolic process
Cellular component (GO): extracellular region
Molecular function (GO): chitin binding
Source: RefSeq, a predicted model, not a curated record
AUGGGUCUGAGGGUGGCUCAGACAGGCUUUGUGGCCCUGCUGAUGCUUCAGAGCUGUGCUGCAUACAAACUGGUCUGCUACUACACCAGCUGGUCCCAGUAUCGAGAGGGGGCCGGUAGCUGCUUCCCAGAUGCCAUUGAUCCCUUCCUCUGCACCCACAUCAUCUACAGCUUUGCCAAUAUCAGCAACAAUGAGAUUGACACCUGGGAGUGGAACGAUGUGACGCUAUAUGACACGUUGAACACACUCAAGAACAGGAACCCCGACCUGAAGACCCUCUUGUCUGUUGGAGGAUGGAGCUUUGGUUCCGAAAGAUUUUCCAAAAUAGCCUCAGACACCCAGAGUCGCAGGACUUUCAUCAAGUCAGUGGCACCGUUCCUGCGGACCCAUGGCUUUGACGGGCUGGACCUUGCCUGGCUUUACCCUGGACGAAGGGACAAGAAGCAUCUCACCACUCUGGUCAAGGAAAUGAAGGCUGAGUUUGCAAAGGAAGCCACGAAGGAAACAGAGUCUCUGCUCCUCAGCGCUGCGGUGUCCGCAGGGAAGGUGGCCCUAGACAGAGGCUACGACAUCUUCCAGCUAGCCCAGCACCUAGACUUCAUCAGCCUCAUGACAUAUGACUUUCAUGGAGCCUGGCGCCAGACCACGGGACAUCACAGCCCCCUGUUCCGUGGCCAGGAGGUCGCAAGUGCUGACAGGUUCAGCAAUGCUGACUACGCUGUGGGCUACAUGCUAAGGCUGGGAGUCCCGGCCGAGAAGCUGCUGAUGGGCAUUCCCACCUUUGGGAGGGGCUUCACCCUGGCCUCUUCUGAGACAGGUGUGGGAGCUCCCUGCUCAGGACCAGGGAUACCAGGCCAGUUCACCAAGGAGGAAGGGAUCCUCGCUUACUAUGAGAUCUGUGACUUUCUUCGUGGAGCUACAGUGCACAGACUCCUGGACCAGCAGGUCCCCUAUGCCACCAAGGGCAACCAGUGGGUGGGGUACGAUGACCAGGAGAGUGUCAAAAACAAGGUGCAGUACCUGAGAAACAGGCAGCUGGGUGGAGCCAUGGUAUGGGCCCUGGACUUGGAUGACUUCCGCGGCACCUUCUGUGGUCGGAAUCUGCACUUCCCUCUCACAGGCGCCAUCAGGGACGCCCUUGCUUCGGCUUAGCUCUCUGUGCUGCGCAUGCUGGGCCAGGGUGCCCUUCGCCCUGUGGUCUUGCUGCUCUGGAGCUUAGCCACUUGCCCUGCUGGACCUCAGUCUCCUUCCCUGGGGCCCAUGCAGAGGCCACGGGUCUGAGCCCUGAGCUCAGCUAUGUGGACAUGCAGGUGGGGUUGUGGGGGAGCAGUGAGGGCUGGGGAUCCACAUAGUGUCAGACACAGUACAGCACACAUG